AGUGUGUUUACUUGUCUUCUCUCUGAUGUUGUGUUGGCUUGCCUCUUGCCUUCUUGGGAUGUUGUUGUUUGUUCGGUCGUUCCUUUUCAUGCAGUCCUUGCUGGCUGCGCUGGGGUCGGUUCAAUUCAUUUCGAAUGUCGCAUUCGCAUACCUUGUGUUAAAGGAGACUGUCACUGGCAGGAUCAUGAUUGCAACAGGUUUUAUCGUUGUUGGAAACAUCUUUUUGGUCUCCUUUGGAAAUCAUCAGUCCAAAACUUACAGUCAUCAAGAAUUAUUGAGGAACUACAUCGAUCAUGUCUUCCUGGUCUACGUCUUUGGUCUCCUCCUCCUCGUUCUCUUGCUCUAUUUUACGUACAGGAAAGGAAGACAGAUGAUUGCUGCGAAGGGUGAUGAUGGGGUUGGCAUAUAUUGGCAUAUGUUGCUUCCCUUCUCCUACGCCAUGGUUUCCGGGAUCAUAGGCACACAGAGUGUUCUUUUCGCCAAGUCUUUGUCUAUUUUGUUGAGAUUAACGGUGAAUGGAGACAGCCAGCUCAAUGGAUGGUUUACAUAUGUUGUGCUGACACUUUUCAUCAUGACCGCUGCUUUUUGGAUGAUCAGGCUGAAUCAAGGGCUGGCAAUGUUCGAUGCGAUUUUGAUAGUGCCAAUGUUGCAGAUUGUGUGGACGUUUUUCUCUAUCUCCACUGGAUUUGUGUAUUUCGAGGAGUAUCAGGUAUUUAACUCCUUUAAGGCCUCCAUGUUCGGCCUCGGAGUUCUAUGUAUCAUUUGCGGGAUGUUUCUGUUGUCACCAAGAGGCGGAAAAGAAAUGGAUGAUGGGGAUAAGGAGUUGCAAUUGGAGGUGGAAGAGUUCCGCGAGCUAAAGAGGAUGUCAACGUGCAAGAGGACCGGACAAGGCGAGGAGCUCAUCCCUGUGAUUUUGCCGUUGGAAGCCUCUGCCACAUGACCGAACUGUUUCUUGUGUCCUUCUCCUUCCCUCCCUACUCCCCAUUGCUAUUUCCAUCAGUCAAUCUGCAAGGAAAAUAAGCAACAGCGAGA
Messenger RNA from Chara braunii, 1032 nucleotides. Lineage: Eukaryota; Viridiplantae; Streptophyta; Charophyceae; Charales; Characeae. The record is from the annotation of a GenBank genome assembly.